AUGGUGUCGCUUUUAACUGACGUGGACCCAGCGAUGGUUUGCAAAGAAAAAGAUGUAGUAAAGAGGAUCAGGGAUAAGUAUCCAGAUGUAAUGGACAGCUUGGUCAAGUUGAUUAAUUUUAUGAGAUCAUAUUCUGCUCUUCAGCACCGACAGUUGAACUGUUUCUGUGAUUCAGCGUAUUCUGACUUACUACAACACAACAAUGUUCGUUGGCUAAGUAAAGGUCAAGUUAUUGAACGUAUUUGGCUAGUAAAAGAACAAGUAACCUCCUUUUUGCAAAACUUGGAUACGCAGGGAGCAAGGAAGCACUUGGAGUUCAUAACAAACGAGCGCAAUAUGCUAGCUGUCGCUUUUCUGAAAAAUAUUCUGAACUAUUUAAAGAAAACUGAAGAAGACAUUGCAGUAUGUUUAAGACUUAGGAACGAAUUUGCUACAAGAUUCCAAGACUUUGCAAAGCUGUCUUAA
Brassicogethes aeneus is the source of this 465-nucleotide messenger RNA. The record is from the annotation of a GenBank genome assembly. Lineage: Eukaryota; Metazoa; Arthropoda; Insecta; Coleoptera; Nitidulidae.